AUGUACCGGGCAGUGUCAGACGAAGUUUACCCGCCCCUGAACACGAACAUGGCCAGCUUGGCGGGGGUGCUCUGGUAUCUCCACCAUGAAGUGGUCAUCCAAGCGCCCCGCAAGUUCCAAAUCUCACGGAUACUGCGAUACAAGGUGCAAAUGCGGGCCACUGCGCCGCUGCUUCGGCUUGGAAUGCACUUUGGGGUGCGGCUGGCCUAUGACAAGGGCCAGGCCACUGGCCCAUUUGUCUGUGGGCGCACCAAUGUCACGAACAAGAACGGAACGACAGAAGGCUUCAAGCCAAAGUUUUGUGGCGAUGGUGCUUUCCAGGAUAAGUACCUCCCGGAUCUCAAGCCUUACAAGAACGAGUAUGAGUAUUCUGCAUACGGCUACAACAUUGGCUGCAACAAGCUCGGCGAGUAUCCCUUCCCCAUGCACCCAGUGUACUAUCCGAACGCGAUCUGGUACACCAUGCCGGGUGCUUGCCCGAAUAACCUGUAUUACAACAAGGACAACUCCUGCCAAGCCAGCCAGCCAGGUGGCUAUUGCCCAGGCAUCGAGCCGAACGGCAACGGGACAUGCACCUGGAACUAUGAAGAAGCAGGUGAGAUUGACCUCAACGAGUUGGUGGGAGUCCAGAACUAUGACUCUUGGAGGUGGAACCACCGGGAGUAUGACCCGGAAACGGAUGAAGGUGUCAAAUUCAGUUGGUGGAAUGGUAUCAACAAUACCGCUGCGAAUGAGGAGCGGGUGCGACAAGCUGCCGAACUCUUCGACAGGAGGUAUCCAUACAUGCCGACAGUUGCCGAGCUGAUGAAUCCUCCUUGCGACUUUGAUUUCGGCUACUUUUACAAGGAGUGGUACCGGAAGGACGGCUAUAGCGGGCCGUGCGGACCUCCCAAUGCACGCUGCAAAGGCGGCAUUGGCUGGGUUCGCCACGAAGGCAUUCCGCAGCAUCCAAAGUGGUACAUGCCCCUCACCAACUCUGCAAGUGAUGAUGACAUCCAACGACUGCUUUACCAGCUAGGAAAGAAUGAGUGCCUGCGUCCGUGCGAGAAUGGUGAGAAGCCAACAAUUGCUGCAACCAGUACGGAGACACCAUGA
This is a messenger RNA of Symbiodinium natans, 1095 nucleotides long. Lineage: Eukaryota; Dinophyceae; Suessiales; Symbiodiniaceae. The record is from the annotation of a GenBank genome assembly.